AAUAGCAAUGAACAAAAAAAUAAGAUGGAUAUACUAAAGCAAGUGAAGGUAUAUCGUUAAACAUUGUUGCCAAAUUUCAAAUUUGACCUUGCUUUUCGUUUUUUUCUUUCUCUGCAUGAUUUUGGUUACUUGUGUACAGAUGAGAUUCCUUUACCCUUCUCGCAUGGAAAAGUGGAUACUACGAACUAUUGGAGAGAGAUGGAGGCAGCAUAAGUCAAAUCUGAAGUCACUCUAUUUUGAUGUGAAUAAGAGUCUGGAAGUUAAUUGCAGCAAUUAUCCAGAAGGUGUUGUUAUUAAGGAUCAGUGGAUUGCACUUGUAAACAAUUGGAUGACCCCAAAGGCAAAGGAAAUAAGUGAGACAAACAGGACAAAUUGCGCAAAGAAGAAGUCGACGCAUACAGCUGGAACAAAAAGCUUUGCUCGGAACAGAGAAGAGCUGAGGCAAAGAGAUCCUGAAAAGAAGGUCCCUCACAGAGCCGUUGUGUUCAUCCAUACACACCAGCCCAAAAGUGACAAGAAUAUAAAUGGACAUGUGGGCGAACUGAAGGAGCUUUUAGAAGAGCAGCCAGAUUUAGCGGACACUAGUCAGGGAAAGAUUGCUUGGAAAGGAGAUGCAUUGAAUCAGAUAUUAGGAGAAGAAAAGCAAGGCCGUGUUCAUGGUUUGGGCCUAGUUCCAAAUCCAAAUAAAGUGUUUGACCUGUCAAAUUCACGACGCUUUAAGAACAUAAAUCUAACUUCAUUGGAUCCGACAUCAAGUGAAGAUGUUCAAUCCCUCAGACUUCAACUGGAAAAGGUCCAAAAGCAUGUCCAGAAUCAAGAUGCUACUAUCAUUCAAUUGAAACAAAAAACAAUAUCUUUAGAAGAAAGACAAGUAGAUCAGAGGAGCUUAGAUGAUUCUGUGCAUACAGCUCAAGAAACUAUCUAUGUUGAUGGGCUAAAUUCGAAUAGAAAAAGGUGGCAAAGUGAUGAUGAAUAUGAGGAUUUACAGCGGCCAAACAAAUAUUCUACUGCACUCAAGGUUUUCUGA
Molecule: messenger RNA, 1027 nt
Organism: Phragmites australis (common reed)
Lineage: Eukaryota; Viridiplantae; Streptophyta; Magnoliopsida; Poales; Poaceae
Exons: 6
Coding region: 116-1027 (303 amino acids)
Source: RefSeq, a predicted model, not a curated record